Molecule: messenger RNA, 1218 nt
Organism: Populus euphratica (Euphrates poplar)
Lineage: Eukaryota; Viridiplantae; Streptophyta; Magnoliopsida; Malpighiales; Salicaceae
Exons: 6
Coding region: 1-1218 (405 amino acids)
Molecular function (GO): DNA-binding transcription factor activity; DNA binding
Source: RefSeq, a predicted model, not a curated record
AUGGAAGAAGGACUAGAGAUACUUGAUCAAGAAAAGAUUGAUGGUUGGGAGGGCCAAGCUGAAAACAUUUUCUUACUGUCGUCCCAAAAGUGCUCAUCCUACGACUUGAAUGAAGAAGCAACCAGCGCGGAGGAUAAUGGCACCGCUGAAGCUAGUAAUACUGAUGGCGACAAGAGAACAGAAGGGAAUUCUGCUAAUAAUGCUACAUCUGCAGAGAGAAAUGGACUCAGGCCUACAGUUAGGCAAUAUGUUAGAUCAAAAGUGCCUCGGCUACGAUGGACUCCUGAUCUCCAUCUCUCUUUUGUGCAUGCUGUUGAAAGGCUUGGUGGACAAGAGAAAGCAACUCCCAAGUUAGUUUUUCAGUUAAUGAAUGUGAGGGAGCUUAGCAUUGCCCAUGUAAAGAGCCAUCUACAGAGGUACCGAAGUAAGAAGCUUGAUGAGGCCGGACAAGUGCUAUGCCAAACAUACAGAUCAAAGCCAGGAAAAGAUUACGUUCAGAGCAAGUUCCACCAAAUUUCAUCAGCCUGUCCUCAACAAUGCUUCAGAAUGGGGAGUGGUGGAGUUAUUUUAGCCAGAAAUUCUGCAGAGCAUACUUUUGGUCACAGUCUUCUGCACUCUUCCCUCUUCCAAAGACCACCAAGUAACAAAACCAGGCUCUCAAGGUACCAACAAUGGGAAAUUGGUGCGCAUGAAGUAACAAGGCAAAAUAAUUUGGCAAGAAAGGAUCUUGGACAAGGAAUUGAAACAGCAAUCGACAUAAGGCCAAUAAGGCCAGUCAGAUUGCUUGAAGAACGGCGGUGGCAUCCACUCGAAAUGGCUAAAAAUCGCUGCGAAAUUAUCAGAAAUAAUCCAACCAGUGUCACCUGCACUAAUAGUUGCUCCCUCUCCCCACCUCAGGCACAUCUAAAUAGUUCAUCUCCACGGUUGUUCGAGACAAGAAACAGCUACCGGAAGCCAUCUGCAGUCAACUCUGGAAAUGACGUAAAGAUAAAGCAAUCCUUAGUCAAUUCGUCUCUUUCUACUGGCGAUUUUAAUUGUUUUAAAUCCGAGUUUGAGCCCCCAUUUCGGCUUGAGCUGAAUAAUGAUAAAUUGUUGAAUGACAAGGAAUGGCCGCCUGAUCUGCAACUGAGACUGAGCCAAAGAGUUGGAAUCAAUGACCAUGAGACUCAGUGUAGAAGCACACAGAAAAUAAUUAGCACCAAGCUUUCACUUUCUUAA